Salvia hispanica is the source of this 411-nucleotide messenger RNA. Lineage: Eukaryota; Viridiplantae; Streptophyta; Magnoliopsida; Lamiales; Lamiaceae. The record is from RefSeq and is a predicted model, not a curated record.
AUGGGGUACUCACUUGAUCUUAGUGUUUUUGAUUUUGUAACAGGGGCUGCGUAUGGCAUGGCACUUGAAUGUUGUGAAAUACUAUCACCAACUGUUUUGAUUAAUGCAAUACAAAAACUUCCACUUUUGGAAGAGUUGCACCUUAUAAUGAUGCCAACGCUGAGUCCCGAAGAUUUUGAAACCAUUGGCAUCUCAUGCCGCAGGUUGAAGUCUUUGACAUAUAACCACUGUUUGGCUAUGCUUGAUGAUUUAUCAAGGCAUGCUGUGGCAAUUGGAGAAAACAUGCCUAAUCUGCAUUAUCUCCGACUCUGUGACCAUCAUAUCGAAAAUGAGGGUCUGGAAGCGAUUCUUAAUGGAUGCCCCCACCUCGAAUCACUUGAUCUCAGUGGAUGCACCGGUCUUGAUCUAUAA